Messenger RNA from Salvelinus fontinalis (brook trout), 1330 nucleotides. RefSeq names its product gamma-interferon-inducible lysosomal thiol reductase-like. The transcript is spliced from 7 exons. Gene Ontology annotation, molecular function: oxidoreductase activity, acting on a sulfur group of donors, disulfide as acceptor. The record is from RefSeq and is a predicted model, not a curated record. Lineage: Eukaryota; Metazoa; Chordata; Actinopteri; Salmoniformes; Salmonidae. The coding region runs from base 131 to 895 and encodes 254 amino acids. Gene Ontology annotation, cellular component: lysosome.
CUGAGAACAAAUCGUAAAAUCGAAAAUAUAUUUACUUAGCUAGAGGGUACCGUGAUAUAAUUUGAAUCACUAUAUAUAGAGUAGAUUUACUGACUGUGGCCAGUGUCUGUCGUCUUGUGCUGAAGGGAAGAUGAAGGGUAUUAUUCUGUUUACACUUUUGACCACCUGGUCAAAUGUAGAUUGCAAGUCUUGCUCAUAUUCUCCAUCGCAGUGGUGUACCUCUUUGGACUCAGCCAUCGAAUGUGGGGUUCUGAAGCAGUGCCUGGAAACCAAUGCCACCAAGGCCAACACGCUGGAGCAGUCAGUUCAGGUGGAGCUGUAUUAUGAGUCUCUGUGCCCAGCAUGCCGCUCCUUCCUCACCUCACAGCUCUUACCCACAUGGACCAUGCUGCAGGACGCCAUGAGUGUCACGCUGGUGCCCUAUGGAAAUGCAGGAGAAUCUUUUGAUGGGAAGAAGUAUCAAUUCACCUGUCAGCACGGUGAAGAAGAGUGUCUUGGAAACAUGAUCGAGACCUGCAUAUUGAAUGUUACAGGAAGUAAUGCGUUCCAGAUAAUCUACUGCAUGGAGGCCUCCACUGAUGUGGUUAAAGCAGGCGAGAAGUGUGUGGAGCUCUAUGACCCAAACACCAAGUGGGAGAGCAUCAUGACCUGUGUGAAGGGAGACCAGGGGAAUCAGCUAAUGCAUCAGAACGCAGUGAAGACUGGUGCCCUGAAGCCAACCCACAACUAUGUGCCUUGGAUUGUCAUCAAUGGGGAGCACACAGAAGAACUUCAGGACAAAGCAAUGUCUUCACUCUUCACUCUGAUCUGCAGCAUGUACAAGGGGUCCAAGCCUGAAGCCUGUAGUACGGCUCUGAUGAAACGACAUAGAAGUUACAGUUACCAUGACGAGUAAAUCAUCUACGUCUCAACACUGCACUAUACUGCCAUGUGCCUCUGUGUUUGAUUGCUAAAUAUGGAUGGUAAAUGCUCACUUAAAAAUGUGUGGUAUCAAUCAUGUUUUAACGCUAUCAAUGCUUUAAAAAAAUCUGGUUUAACUAUCAAUAUUACACAAUUAUUCAAAAAUCAAGAAAAUGGACGUCAUGUACUGUUUCAUUGCUCAAUGAAUGAGCCUUUGUGGAAUGAGCUGUGUGGAAUGAGCUGUGUGGAAUGAGCUGUGUGGAAUGAGCUGUGUGAAAUGAGCUGUGUGGAAUGAGCUGUGUGGAAUGAGCUGUGUGAAAUAAGGCUCUCUGAUAGCAAUCAAUUUUUUAUAAAGUGAUGAAGUUUCACUAGCCUUUGUAAAUGAAUAAUAAUAAUGAAUACGAAAUUAAAGUAAACUACUUUAAAAGGA